AUGAUCGGUGUCAACGACCAAAUCUCGAACAUCUGUGAGGACAUUGUUUGUUCGACCGCGCCUACGUCUGCGCCCGCGACAUCACGUAUUGGCUUCUUUGCACAAUGGGGUAAGCGUUUAUCUGUUGCGCCAUUCACGAACGCCACUUCUACGGCUUCUACCAUCAUCUUUGGUGGCGAUUGUGACUCUUGUGAUCGAUGUGAAGAUCUCAAGAUGCAGUCUGAUAUCAAACAGAGCAUGCUGGACCAGUGUGCCACCGGUCUCCAGGCUAAGGAGGCCGAGGUGGAGGCUCUCAAAGACACACUCGCAAAGCUGCAAGCCCAACUUGAUACAGCGGGCCAGGCGAACACCGAACCUCGUCUUGAGCAAGUCAGCUUUACUUGUGAGCUUCAAUCAAAGGGCAGCCAGCUAGCUGGCCGAGAAGGUGAAAGAAUCUACGACAUAUGCUAA
Molecule: messenger RNA, 450 nt
Organism: Ascochyta rabiei
Lineage: Eukaryota; Fungi; Ascomycota; Dothideomycetes; Pleosporales; Didymellaceae
Exons: 1
Coding region: 1-450 (149 amino acids)
Source: RefSeq, a predicted model, not a curated record